CAACAAGCCGCGGCUCUUCCGGCUGGUGCUGUCGGACCCCCUCCGCCCCUCCUACAGCAGCGGGGACAAGGUGUCCGGCCUCGUGCAGCUGGAGGCGGCAGCCCCCUGCAGGCUCACGCGCCUGCGGGUCACGGCCGCCGGCUGUGCGCGCGUGGAGCGCCGCGGGGGGAGCAAGCGGAGCCGCGUGCAGGAGGUGGAAUACCUGAAGUGUGAAGAGGAGGUGCGGCUGGAGGAGGAGCUUAGUGCAGACUCAGAGAACUGCUUCCUGCUUCCUCCUGGAAAAACCUUCUCCUUCCAGUUCGGCUUUGAGCUCCCGCCUCCUGGGCACCUGGUGUCGUCCUACAGAGGGAAGUUUGGCUCGGUACGAUACUACAUCCACGCAGAGCUGCAGCGGCCUAACCAGGAUCCAUUGCACUGCGAGCAGGAGUUUGAGGUCCAGGAGCAGCUGGAUGUCAACCAAACCCACUUGCUGGCCCCAGCUGCUGCCUCCAAACAGAAGAAGGUUACUUGCAUGUUCAUACCUGACGGACAGGUGUCCAUCAGUGCUCAGAUUGACAGGAGGGGGUACUGUGAGGGGGAGGACAUUCAGAUCAAUGCCAGGUUUGAGAACACCUGCUCCCGCAUCGUUGUCCCGAAGGCCGCCAUCAUCUGCAAACACUCCUACUCUGUCAACAGCAGCACCAAGGAGUUGCGGCAAAAGCUGUCUGCGGUUCGAGGGAACCCCAUCAUUUCUGGCAUGUGUGACAUGUGGCAGGGGAGGAGCAUCAGGGUCCCUAAACUCCAGCCCACGCUGCGUGGCUGUGACAUCAUCAAGGUGGAUUACACACUGAUGAUCUACCUGCAUGUCCCGGGGAGUGAGAAGCUGGUUCUGGAGCUCCCUCUUGUGAUCGGAACCAUCCCGUUCAGCGGCGUCGGUAGCAGAACCAGCAGCAUGAGCAGCCAGGUGGGCUCCACCUGCAGCUUGACUUCCUUCCCCUCGUCCCCCCCCAGCUACAGCAGCUUUCAGAGGGACCUGCGGGUGGAGGGACCGCACACGCCGCUGCUCCACGACUACGAUGGAGCUGAGGACGACCAAGAAACGGGGCUCUUUAUGAGAGUGCCGGAGGUCUGCUACCCUCCCCCGCCUUCCUACACGGUGGACCAGAGCCUUGCAACCCCCCCACAAGAGCUUCAGGUUUUUUGAAGAUGAACAGGAACCCCCCCCCACCAUGACAUGGGUGACACCAUGGGGGGUCGUAACCUGACGAGAACCUUUUAAUCUGUCCAUCAUUCCACGUCAUCGUUCAAAGAUUGAGUUCACUUUCAUGACUCAGCAGUUUGUCUUUGAUUUCUCUGCAUGCUUUUACACUUGAUGUCCACUUUUUUAGUUUUUUGUUUACUCCUAUUUUUUUACAUAUGAAGUAACAGGAAGUUACACGUGUGUAAACUUUGUAAAUAAGAAUUUUUAAUUUUGUAUUCUGUAAUAAAGCUUCAGCAUCA
Molecule: messenger RNA, 1479 nt
Organism: Oryzias melastigma (Indian medaka)
Lineage: Eukaryota; Metazoa; Chordata; Actinopteri; Beloniformes; Adrianichthyidae
Product: thioredoxin-interacting protein
Biological process (GO): protein transport
Cellular component (GO): cytoplasm
Molecular function (GO): ubiquitin protein ligase binding
Source: RefSeq, a predicted model, not a curated record